Gilbertella persicaria is the source of this 1796-nucleotide messenger RNA. Its product is annotated as ANTH domain-containing protein. The record is from RefSeq and is a predicted model, not a curated record. Gene Ontology annotation, molecular function: SNARE binding; phosphatidylinositol-4,5-bisphosphate binding; 1-phosphatidylinositol binding. The transcript has 7 exons. Gene Ontology annotation, cellular component: clathrin-coated vesicle; clathrin-coated pit. Gene Ontology annotation, biological process: vesicle budding from membrane; clathrin-dependent endocytosis; clathrin coat assembly. NCBI's taxonomy places the organism in Eukaryota, Fungi, Mucoromycota, Mucoromycetes, Mucorales, Choanephoraceae. The coding region runs from base 443 to 1765 and encodes 440 amino acids.
GGAGAACCGUAUUUUUAUUUUCAAUUGUUUGUAGAUCCGAGAGAAAAAGGAGUGACCUAUGGCGUUGUUCUAGAGUCUACAUGCCAUACUUUAUGCCUUUUUUUUUUAAAAAAAAACAAAGCCAAGUUCCACAAAUGUUAGCAUGAACACCCAAUGCUUAAUCGUCGCAUUUUCUUUUGUAUAUAUGUGUGACAUAGUGACUCAUUGAAAGCAUAUGACUCCUUUCUUUUCAUCAAGUACAAGCUUCUCUUGGUUAUUUUUGAUAAAAACAAACAAGAUAUUUUUUUAUGAUAGAAAUUCAAUAUCACUAGCCAUUCAUUGUCUACAACUUAGAGUUGACAUCAGACUAAUUAGGUAAGCGAACAUUCAAUUGUAAUCCAGAAUAAGAAACAAUGUUUUGCCCUUGUUUUUUUAUUCUUUUCUUCUUCUUCUUUUAUAAACAAUGGAAACAGCAGUAAGAAAAGCAACUCGACUUGAUUAUAACCCCCUAAACAAAAGCAUUUAUCAAUUUUACUUACUCUUAUUAGCAUUAAUCAGGUUAACUUUUGAAAGUCCUGGUAACGCAGCAACCAUUGUUGACUUGUUAAAGGAUAGACUGAGAGAAAACUCUUGGAUCAUCAUAUUUAAAUCACUUAUCACGAUCCAUACCUUGAUGAGACUCGGGAAUGGUGAAAAAGUAAUAAGCUAUGUAGAGACACAACCAUCAGCUUUAGAUACUAGUAAACUUAGAGAGAAAUCUUCAGGCGUUGUCCAUAUUCAAAAUAUUUAUCUGUAUACUGCUUAUUUGGAGCAAAAAGUGAUUGCAUAUCGACAGUUACGAUACGACUACGUCAAAAACACAAUAGGCACCAAAGAGAGUAGACUAAGACAUUUACCAGUCAAUGAAGGCCUAUUAAAAGAAACUGUUAUACUUCAAAAGCAAAUAGGCACUUUAUUAAAAUGCAAUUUUAUUUUGGACGAUGUAGACAACAAUAUUAGUAUUUAUGCUUUUCGUUUAUUAGUCGAAGAUUUGCUUGUCUUAUUCCAAGUCAUGAAUGAGUCUAUUGUGAAUAUAUUAGAGCAUUAUUUUACUAUGGAAAAGCCUGAUGCUCGAACAAGCUUAGAGAUUUACAAACGAUUUGCGCGGCAAACACAGGAUACAACCUCAUUCUUGGAAAGAGCACGAAAACUACAGCACGAAUUGCGCAUUGCUGUUCCAUCUGUUAAACAUGCAAGUGCACCUUUGUCCUUAGCUGCAGCACUUCAAGAAUAUCUUGAUCAAGACAAAAACAGCAAACCACCAGUCGAACCCCCUGUUAAUAUUGUCUAUGCACCGCCACCACCACCACCGCAGCAACCAUUAAGCGAUCCAUUUGCUCCUUUGACAGAUCCACAACCACGACCAAAAGAAUUGGUUGACUUCUUUGCAAGUCUUGAAAAUGAGACAGUCAAUAUUUUUUAUAAUCCAAUUGUUCAACAGCAACCAAUGCUUCCUCCCCCUACACCUGUGACAGGUCAUAAUCCUUUUCGAACAGAAUCCAUGAACAUUGUACCUCAACCAUCAUUAUCGAUUACAUAUGGCAAUUCAAAUCCUUUUAGAGCUAACACAAUGCCUCAAGCAAGCAAUUCAACACCUUUAACUUAUUUUGGGGACACAGCUGGUUUUACUCAAGUAAAUAACAACAAUCCGUUCACUUCGAGCAACAAUAUGAUGGUAAUAUCACCUAGUGUUGUGCCUAGCCAUAAUCCAUUUAGUAACCAUACAACCAAGCAACCUUGGGGUUAAUAAAAAUAAAAAAAGAUGUACAUAAGCCACA